Messenger RNA from Coffea eugenioides, 786 nucleotides. RefSeq lists its product as uncharacterized. Bases 24 to 680 code for a protein of 218 amino acids. The record is from RefSeq and is a predicted model, not a curated record. The transcript has a single exon. Lineage: Eukaryota; Viridiplantae; Streptophyta; Magnoliopsida; Gentianales; Rubiaceae. Gene Ontology annotation, biological process: response to desiccation. Gene Ontology annotation, cellular component: plasma membrane.
AUCGUCAGGAAGGUCCAACUCCAAUGACAAAAAGUCCCCCAAUAGUCGGCCUCCUCGUUCAUCAUCUCCUUCUGCGUGGACAAAUCGCCGUGAACCUCUCAUCUCUUCCGUAUCCUUCUCAAGAACCCAUGGGCAAAAAGGCCAAAUGGAGCUGGACCUCCGCUUUAGUAGGCGCAGCAACCGCCGCAGCCGCGUCGGCAAUACUCUCCUCAAAGCCGCGUGACCCCACUUUCCACCUAAUCUCAAUCAACCUAACUUCCUUAAAGCUCAACUUCCCUGUUUUGGACGCAGAGAUGAUCCUGACGGUCCACGUCAGCAACCCAAACGUCGCGACCGUCCGAUACUCCUCCGCGAACAUGUCCAUCUACUACGCCGGCUGCCUCCUGGGGUCAGCGGUGGUGGAAGCGGGCUCCCAGCCGCCGAGAUCCUGCCAGUUCCUCCACCUUCCGGCGCGGCUCAGCGGGCUGGAGCUGGCUCAUCACGCAAAGGAGUUCUUGGCUGACGUGGCGCGCCGGGAGAUGGUGCUGAAUGCAGCUGUGGAUAUUGAAGGAGAUGCUAAGGUUCUGUGGUGGGACCAUAGGUUUAAAGCUCACGUGGACAGUCACGUGAGUGUUGACCCUGUUUUUCUUGAUGUAAUUGACCAGGAAAAUAAAUCUGAAAUGAUGCUCUUUAAUGCCUAAUUUUUUUUGUUCUCCCUGGUAAGAAUUUGUCAUUGCAAUCUUCAAUUGUGUAAUUUACAGACUUUGAGAAGAAAAUUAAAAAUAUGAGAUGGGUCUGAUAUUAAUA